Vanderwaltozyma polyspora DSM 70294 is the source of this 327-nucleotide messenger RNA. RefSeq names its product Tkp3 protein. The transcript has a single exon. The coding region runs from base 1 to 327 and encodes 108 amino acids. Lineage: Eukaryota; Fungi; Ascomycota; Saccharomycetes; Saccharomycetales; Saccharomycetaceae. The record is from RefSeq and is a predicted model, not a curated record.
AUGUUAAGGAAAAUAUCCCCCAUGGGGCUCAUUCUUCAGGGGCAAUAUAGUAAGACCGUCUCUGCUCCACUAUUUGCCAUCCAGAGUUCCAAAUCCAAACCUUCCUCGGCUUCUCGUCGUAAAUCCAAAAUUUCUACUGCAGCUUAUUGUUGUCCAAAUUAUCACUGCCUUAGGUGUCCCAGGACAAUUAAGCCAUACAUGGAACGAGAAUCCUACACCCAAUGUUACUGUAGAAGAUGCCCUUCAAGAUUAAGAGGUUACAAGAAAUCCGAUAUUGCAGACAUGAAAAAUAACAUCUUCGAAACUGAAGCCAGCUUAUGGCUAUAA